Lampris incognitus (smalleye Pacific opah) is the source of this 670-nucleotide messenger RNA. Its product is annotated as leukocyte cell-derived chemotaxin-2-like. The transcript is spliced from 4 exons. Lineage: Eukaryota; Metazoa; Chordata; Actinopteri; Lampriformes; Lampridae. The coding region runs from base 119 to 595 and encodes 158 amino acids. The record is from RefSeq and is a predicted model, not a curated record.
UCACACGGCCUAUAAAACCCGUGAAACGUGGAGAAAACAGUCUGACCAAGCGGCACGAAACAUCUGUCAAAACUCUAUUUCACUGUGAAAUCAAUUAACUCACUUCAUCAACAACACCAUGAAAACAGGACCUCUCGUCGUAACCACAGCACUGAUGGCUGUGCUGUGUGUGUGUGAGGCUGUCAGGUUUGGUCAAAUCUGCCAAGGAAACCCAAGAAACAGAGUGAGGGGCGAAGACUCUUUCGGACAUGGGCACUUCCAUUCACAUGGACAUGGCCAUCAGCACACAGGGGUGGAUAUUGAGUGCAACGAUGGAGCGACUGUCUUCGCUCCAUUUGAUGUGACCAUCCAGAGAAGGGUCGAUGUUGAAGGCGUGGACCCCCGCAUGGUGGGCAUCAGCAGCGGAAUCGAACUCACUGGACAAGGUCUGUGUUUCAGGAUGCUAUUUCUGCAGCCAGUCCAGACCACUGGAACUGUGAAGAAGGGAAAGAAGCUGGGGACCAUGUCACGUAUGCAGACCGUUCACCCUGGAAUCACCUCCCACAUUCAUUUCGAGAUGUGCGAUGGAUCUGACCCAACGAGAUACUUCCAGUGACCCGCUUGAGAUAUUUUUAUACAUUCAUUGGCUGUAACAUGUUGAGCUUUCAUUAAAAUUGCUCUUGCCAGACUA